Molecule: messenger RNA, 1041 nt
Organism: Anopheles merus
Lineage: Eukaryota; Metazoa; Arthropoda; Insecta; Diptera; Culicidae
Exons: 2
Coding region: 177-1016 (279 amino acids)
Molecular function (GO): blue light photoreceptor activity; FAD binding
Source: RefSeq, a predicted model, not a curated record
ACGAAAGUGUUGUUGCCAUAGUCACGCCUUGUGCUAUUGCGCUGAGGUUCCUGCCAACCGGGCCACAAUCAAAACAGUUCUCUGCUUGUAACGUGCAACAAAUUCUUGUUCCUGUUCCGUCCUGCCACAAGCAAUCCCGAAGACAGACCCCGAGCGAAACACCAAACCCCGCAACAAUGUCCAACUCAACAGCGAGCAACAGCCCGAACAAGAAGAAGAAACCGCUGCCGUACUUCAUGGAAAGGACGGAAGAAGCGGCCCUGCCCUCGUUCCAGAACCGGCGCACGCUGGCCGACCACGUCAAGGACAAUAUGCUGUGCGCCGGGCGGAAGCGUUACUUCCAGCGCAUCGUGUACGUUGGCCGCCAUCCAAAAGUGACGGGGAUGACGCUGCGCGACCGCUUUCUGAAGCUCAUCAAGGAGCUGCAGGAGUGUACGGUGUGCGAGAUCAAGCUGUUCGGGCUGAUGAUUAACUUCGACGGGUACACGGUGCACAUGGUGGAGAGUGCGGAGGAAACGGUCGGCGAGUAUCUGCGCACGCUGGCGGCGGCCGACCUGUUCGAGGAGAGCCGGGUCGUGCUGGUGUACAACAACAUCAACCAGCGGCUCUUCCGCAAGCUCGUCUGGCGCGUGUCGGACUAUCUGAACGAGCUGAAGCGCACCGAGCUGGACCAGCGGGACCCGAACCUGACGCAGGGCACCAUCAACGCCUUCCUGGUGCAGGUGUACCAGCUGUGCAAGAUGGUGCGGGAAGAGGAGCUGGAUGAAAGAUCCGCCUUUAAAUCGCUCUAUCUGGACGAAAACUACGAAGAGCACACGCCGGACAUUGCGGUGCUGGAGUAUCUGCUCGGCCUGAAGUGUCUGUUCACCGUGCCCGAGUACGCAUCGUUCUACGGCCGGCUGCCGGACGUCAGCAGCUUCCGGGACCGCGUUUGGCCCAUCCCGAAAGAUCUCACGCCGUACGAUGUGUUCGAGACGGGAAAAUACGAUGUGAACCUAACGUUCGGUGGGAAAUAAACUGCUCCUUCUAAAUUGGAAAAUU